AUGAGUUAUAGACAAGAACAGACAGGAGCAUCUGUGUUGGCCAAUGGAGCUGGGUACCCUCCUGAGGCAGCAAACAACGUUGGAAGACUUCCAGUUGAGCAUCCUGACAUGCCUGAAUUUCCGUUACAUCAGCAUGAGAUUUUAAACAGGCAAGUGUCAUAACCUACAGUACUUUCACCAUAACAUUUCAAGUAUACUCAGUUGGUAGUAGUCGAGGAAUCGAACAGGUAGGAAUUUCUUUGGUCCUAUCUGCUGCACCCAUUAGCAGUCUUCCUUUCUCUUUUCUUUCCUUUCCUUUUUUUAAUGUGCUUGAACUCAAUUUUAAGAAACAUAGAAUUUGGACAAAACAGUUGAAGUCUCAGAAAUACUUUCUACUGCAAUAGACUGCGAGACUGCGAGAACUUUAGGAAUUGAUGGUGCUUUUAAGUAACGGUACUCUUAUUCCACCAUUGCGAUUACAAGUCAGCAACUUUGUUCAUGUAUAAGAUAACGAACAGGGGCACCUCGGUAUAGACGUUUUGUAAAAAGCUAGAUUGCCUAAUUGUUUAAAUGAAUGGAUGACAUUAAAUUAAAUUUUCUUGUAUGCAGACUGCAAUGUAUAUAAAUCGACUGUCAAUCAGUGAGUAUUUUGGUGAUCCUAAACUCACAGAGACCACUGGCAUUAAAGUUUUUAUAGUCACGAGGGUGGCCAUAGGUCUCGAUUCUUGGUGCAAGCGUAUAAGUGUUUUAGGUAAAAAGUGUCAAAUACGGCUAUUAGCUGAAAUGCAUUCCACAUUAAGGUGACUCGACCCAGUUAUUGUGUAAAGGUACCAUCCUACUUUGAAGCUCUCUGGUAUCCCCACCUUUACAUUGAUCCUAAGUCUAACAUACAGCAUGGACAACUGCAUAUAGUUGGCGAUGCCGUUGGCGAUCGGAGUAAAUGUCACGUGGUUAUAGUGCCACGCCUCUUUGGGGUCUGAGUCGAAAUUCUGCUGUUGCCGGCAUUUUUUUCGUGAAAAUCUCUUGGGUACAUAUAGUUCGCAUUACCGCCUUUCGUUGAACAGAGUUUCACCAAAAUCGCUAAGACCAUAGUUAUUAGAGGAGACUGGUUAUGAAAAGCGGCAAACAUCAAUGAUAAAAACAACAGUGCUGCAGUUUAUGUUGGAAGCACCUUGAAAGUGCACAAUCCUUUGUUUUCCGUUGGCAAAUUGUUACGGAAUAAAUUAAUGCAACGUUUUUAUUGGUCAAUACAAUCAAAAUGAUAGGAAUUCUUUUGAACGUUGUGCACUUUCAGGUCCACAAAAACAUAUAACAAAGGAGUCUGGCGGGUUUCAUAACCAUUCCACUCAAUUAACUAUGCUAAGACCCAAUCAGAGAAAUUCAGCGGUUUCCAAAUUUAGGUCAUAAUUUAUGUGAAAAUGAUUAGCGAACUUUACACAUUUAUAUCUAAUAAACUAUGAGGUUUAUCCCUUUAUUUUGGGGAUCUUUAUAACAGAUGGGUCCUUGUAAGUCAGCAAAAAGCUUUAGGGCCUUGUAAAUGCGCGCGAUUUCGAGCAAUGCAAACAUAUAGAAAUUAUAGUUUUAACUAUUUGUUGACGUUUGUCAGCGUUUAACAGUCCUUCUCACGAAAAAAGCAUUUUCUUAAAAAAUCGUAGUUUUUUUCCUUCAGAUUUUUUCAUGGCCACAAUUGGUUAACUAACUACCCGGAUUCUGAAUUUCAUGGUCAUUGAAAAACUGUGACAUUACCUUCUAUAAUUUUGGUACGAUGAGACAGGCUGCGAUCGCGUGAUCCAUGCAGGUUUACCUCACAAUUUUUAGUCAAUUCUCGUGCUUCUUGUGCCUUUGCAAAAAAGUCGAGAAAUGCUACACACCGUACCAAAAUUAUCAUAUCUCGGUGAGCAUUCGGAAGUCAGCCAAGCGCGGUCAUUGCACGCGUGCUGAACAAGAAUGCUGUAUCAUGACAGAUUAUAGAAAACUCCCGAAGCACAAACUCAGCCAAAACAGUUUUUCAAUGACCAUGAAAUUCAGAAUCCGGGUAGUUAGUUAAUCAAUAAUUGAUUAUUAUUGUGGCUCUGUAAACAUCUGAAGGUAAAAAAACUAAGAAUUUUUAAAGUGGGAAAUCCCCUUAGCAAGUCAAGGUAAAGCAGUGUUUUUAUCAGUGGACGAGAAAUAAAUAUUAUAUGCUAGAACUUUGACCUGAAUGUCAGCCACUAGUAAGUGAUAUCGAUGAUCUGCUCUACAAUUUCAGGCCAGCUUCACUAACACUUAUGGCAGCUCUAUUGGCACAAUUCUGUGGCGGAAAGUUCACCCUCAAAGUGGAGAACUUCUCCAAGCUCAUCCAGAAUGCGAGGGAUGUGGUGGGGUGGUCAUACGAGAGUCUUCCAUUUUCCACUGAUCCAUUUGGAUACCAGUUUUCCCUAGUAAUUUUUCCACUGGGUGUGAACGGUGGGGACAGGGAGCACAUCAGUCUGUUUGUUCGCACAAAGCGGGGCGAGUUUGAUAAUAUCCUUCCCUGGCCCUUCAUGGGAAGCUUCUCUUUCACCAUACUGGAUCAAAGCGAUGUUGCUGACGGUUUUCACAACCACAUCACUGGUACUUUUGCUACCAAAGGUAAUCAGAGAGCUUUUCAGAAGCCAAUUGCCGGAGAAAACGGCACCCUUUACGGCUUCGCAGAGUUUGCACCCAUCGAAAUGGUUUGUACUCAGCGGUACUCAAGAGAAGACUCGGUAA
Molecule: messenger RNA, 2709 nt
Organism: Porites evermanni
Lineage: Eukaryota; Metazoa; Cnidaria; Anthozoa; Scleractinia; Poritidae
Source: the annotation of a GenBank genome assembly